Messenger RNA from Monoraphidium neglectum, 2673 nucleotides. RefSeq names its product F-box/LRR-repeat protein 16. The coding region runs from base 1 to 2673 and encodes 890 amino acids. Gene Ontology annotation, biological process: SCF-dependent proteasomal ubiquitin-dependent protein catabolic process. The record is from RefSeq and is a predicted model, not a curated record. Lineage: Eukaryota; Viridiplantae; Chlorophyta; Chlorophyceae; Sphaeropleales; Selenastraceae. Gene Ontology annotation, cellular component: SCF ubiquitin ligase complex. Gene Ontology annotation, molecular function: protein binding. The transcript has 5 exons.
AUGAUUUUGAUUCUGCCCGUCUGGCUCGCCACAGCUUCACUGAUCGUGGCGACGAUAACCUGGUUUCUGUUUAAGCUCAAAGCGCGCUGGGGCCGGCUCGCGGUGGACGGACGGCGCACGGUUGCAGGCAGCGGCGGUGCGCCCCCGUGGCACGAUUUGCCGGACUCUGUGUUCGCGGCUGUGAUGGAGAAGGCUGGCCUUCAAACCGCACGGUCGAUCCGCGGCGUGAGCCGCUCCUGGCGCGCCUCAGCCCAGCGCACGGCGGAGCACCUCGCGCCGCGCGCACUGCUCCCGGGGCCCCUCUCCUCCGCCUUCCCAAACCUGACCGUCCUGGACCUGUCGCGCUGCUGCUGCGCCGGCGCCGGCGGCGCCCCCGCAGCAGGGCGGCUCGACCCCGCGCUCGUCGCCGACCUGUCGCGCCUGCACCGCCUGGCUGACCUGCGCCUCGGCUGCUCCCCGCUGCUGCCCGCCACUGGCGCCGGCGCCGGCCCGGGGCGUUGGGAGGACGACGUGCCGACGGGCGGGGACGCGGCGGCGGCUGACGCGUCGGAGGGGUUCUCCCACAUCACAGACGACGCCUUGGCCGGCCUCGCGCUCUCAGCAAUGCAGCGGGCCGCCGCGCCACCUGGCGCGGGCUUGUCUCGGCUGCGGUCCCUGGACCUGGGCGGGUGCGUCCUCGUCAGCGACGGCGGCCUGAUCGCGCUGGCGCGGCUGGCGACGCUGCGGGAGCUGCGGCUGCGGCGCUGCGCCAGCGUGUCCGACGCGGGGCUGAUCGCGGUGGCACAGCUGGCGGGGCUCACGCGCCUGGACGCGGCGGGGUGCCCGCGGAUCACCAGCCUGGGCCUGCGCGCCCUGGCGCCGCUGCCGCUGGCUGACCUGGACGUGAGCGGCUGCCUGCUGGUGCAGCCGGCCCCGCUCGGCGGCGACCCCGGCUGCCUGGCCAGCCUGCAGCACCUGACGACCCUGCGGCGCCUCAUCGCGCACGACCAAGGCGGCGGCGGAGGCGGCGGUGGCGGCGGCGCUGCCGCCGCCCACAGCUUUGACCCGAAUGUCCUGCGGCCGCUGAGCGCUCUGACUCUUCUCACUUGCCUCUCGCUGGGCAGCUGCGCCCUGGGCCGCGGCCAGCCGGGCCCACGCGACCGCCAGGCGGCCGCGGCUGGCGUGGCCGGGGUCGCCCAGUGGCUGCCGGGGCUGCGGCGGCUGGCGGUGGCGAUGCCGGCAGACGUCGCGCCCGGGGCUGACGCCCUCCUCGACGCCCUCCUGCCGCUGGAUCAUUUGGAGGCCCUGUACACGUGUGUGUCGUCGCUGCCUACGAAAGACUCCCUAUCCCAGAUGACGCGCCUGACACACCUUGAGCUGCGCUGCGUUCUCACAGCCCUGCCGGCUGACGCCCAUGCCGACGCGCACGCCCACGCCGCCCCUGCCGCCGCCGCCGCCGACGACGCAGCCGGCGCCGCCACUGCCUGCUGGCGUUGGGGCGAGCGGCCGCUGCCCGGGAGCCUUCGCUCCCUCAGCCUCUCGUCGCUCGGCUGGCCCCACUCGUGGGCCGACCUUCGCUGGCUCGGCGCCUGCGCGGCGCUGACCGCGCUGACUGCGCGCGGGCCCUGGCUCGCGUCGCCCGGCGCGCAGCGCCAGCUCGGCGCCCUGCCCAACAUACAGGUGCUGGACCUCCAUUUCGGCUUGCACAACGGCGCCCCGCUGGAUCAGCAGGACGCGGCGUGGGACGUCCUCGCCGCCGCCGCGGCCCGGUCCCGCCUGCGCGCGCUGUCGCUGACUGCUUAUAUUGACGGCGGCGCAGUGCCUUGGCAGCUGCGCGGGCGGGCGGAGGGGAUCCUACAGAACCUGCGCUUGCUGAGCCGCCUGGAGCGUCUCGAGCUCGGGCACCCCCUGAGCGGCGCGGCGGCCCUGCUGCUCCCGUUUGGCACGCUGAGCGGCCUUACGUCCUUAGUGGUCCAUGCGAGCGUAUUCGAGGCCGUGACAGACGCCCACCUGUCCCAUUUGGAGUUGCUGCCUCGCCUGCUGCGCCUCGAGAUCUUUGGCCGUGCUUUGCAGGCGGCCCUCGUCCCGAACGGCCCCACGCUGACCGGCGCUGGCCUGGCGCCGCUCGCGCGGCUUGGGGCGCUCGAGACCCUGCGGAUUAAUCAUUGCUUCUGCUUCGCCGCCGCGGGCGCGCGGGCGGCCGGGCAGCUGGCGGCUUCGCUGCGGCGGCUCGACCUCACUUAUUGUUCCGCUCUCGACGAUGGGUGUGUGUUCCAUCUGAGGCUCCUCACAAGGCUCUCGAGUCUUGACAUCAGCGGCUGCGGCCGCCUGGGCGACGCCGCGCUGCAGGUGGUGGGCGCAAGCCUGACCGCGCUCGCCGCCCUCCACGCCCGCAACUGCCCGCGCUUCACUGACCGCGGCCUCUCGCAGCUCACCCCCCUUCACGCCUCCCUGCUGCGGCUGCGCCUCGGGCCCACCCCGCGCGUGAGCGACGCGGGUGUUGCUCACGUCGGGUAUCUCACGUCGCUCACGUCGCUGGAGCUCAGGGGUUGCCCCCUGGUGACUGGCGGCGGCAUGACUGGGCUGUCGCGGCUGCGGAGCCUGUCCAUCCUUGAUGUCGCGGGGUGCGGGCUGGGGGUGGAGGGAAUCCUGGCGCUGUCGCCACUGACCGGGCUGGCGCAGGUCGAGUUUUGA